AUGACCCGGCAAACAUUGCAAUAUCGGCGAGCAUUUAAAACGGGGAUUUUACCGGAUACGGAAACAUCAUUUUCGGAGAUAUUCUUUUUUGAAAUAUCAUUUUCGGAGAGAUUCUUUUUUGAGAUAUCAUGUUCUGAGGCUCUUUUUAUCCUGCCUGGAUCAGAUAGGACCAGCAAGCAAAAUAGGAAAAAGAUAAACGAAAAUCCAAAAUAUACCGAUGCUAAAAAGCAAAUCCCUUCGCUGAGGGAGGUUGCAGACCAGCUUUGUGCAUUAAACGGCAAGCUAAACGGAAGGAUCGAUUCUUUGUUGAUCGAGCUAAAUGCUAUAAAGAGUAGAUUGCUUAACGUGCUAGAUUUUAACCGCAAUUGCUUGCCUUUGGGAUCGAAUCUUCUCUACAAGCUGGAUAGGGAUGCCGAGGAGUGCGAGUUAAAUGUGUUGAGCGGCCAAUUUAUUGGAAAAUUUACGCAAUGGAUUUCGACGGUUUUGCUUCCCAAGCUGAGUCUUUUAAAGAAAAUUCUGGAACAAGACAUCCUUUGCUCGGAUGAAUAUAGAAAUGCCUCCAAAUUUACUCUUACCAACAGCCGCGAAUCUUUUUUCGAGACGUUCGCGUUGUUGGAUACCUUGCAGAUACGAGUUUGUGCCAUUGCGAAUCUAUUGAGCAUUGCCCCCUUCGAUCUUUCUUCGAUUCCUGGUUUGCUGUCCGAAUUGUAA
Molecule: messenger RNA, 711 nt
Organism: Mitosporidium daphniae
Lineage: Eukaryota; Fungi; Microsporidia
Exons: 2
Coding region: 1-711 (236 amino acids)
Source: RefSeq, a predicted model, not a curated record